AUGGAAUAAAAUGAGAUUUAUUAGAACAGCUAGGACUCGCCUAUUCGAUAGAAUGAUUUGUACUUUAGAACUAGUGAUGACGAAACAGAUGUCGACAUUAAGGAUGAGAUUUACGAUCUUAAUUUGCAGUUAUUGUCGGAUAGAUCCUUCGUUUAUAUUCCUCCUGAUGAACAAGCGUUAGAUGAUUGCUCUAGCCAAUCAGAAGAUGGUAUUGAUGAGGAGUUGAUGUCUUGCAAUGAUCUCCAUUAUAAAGCGAACUAAUCUCAAUAACAUAACAUUCGCACAGACUGA
Molecule: messenger RNA, 291 nt
Organism: Stylonychia lemnae
Lineage: Eukaryota; Ciliophora; Spirotrichea; Sporadotrichida; Oxytrichidae
Source: the annotation of a GenBank genome assembly